Exophiala oligosperma is the source of this 1982-nucleotide messenger RNA. RefSeq lists its product as uncharacterized. Lineage: Eukaryota; Fungi; Ascomycota; Eurotiomycetes; Chaetothyriales; Herpotrichiellaceae. Gene Ontology annotation, molecular function: transmembrane transporter activity. Gene Ontology annotation, biological process: transmembrane transport. The transcript has 2 exons. Bases 194 to 1816 code for a protein of 540 amino acids. The record is from RefSeq and is a predicted model, not a curated record. Gene Ontology annotation, cellular component: fungal-type vacuole membrane.
GGCCUAUCGAAUUAAGUGAGACGAGAAACUCGAACAUCACCCGCAUCGGAAUCGUUAUCGGCACUUGUCAGCGGCAUCGCUCGUUUACUCUGUGAACCCACCCACCCUUUGUGAUAUCGCAUAACUUCAAGUAUGGCCGUUACCAUGCGUUAUUGUUCCUUUGACCUUGAGUUUAACAGUGUAAAAUUUCAAUAUGGGAGGCUCUACUGGGGUAGAGAACGUCAGCAAGACUGACAGUGGUGUUGACCUUGAGGAAUCGAGCCCGACUUCGCCAGCAAUAGUCGACAAUAAGAAUGAGGCUACGGUCGACAAUGAAGCUAUUCAAAGAACAGUGCUCAAAGCUUCCAACGUACGACAAAUCAUAAUCGUCCUGGCUGGCUUCACUGUCACGGCGAUGACAUGUUCCAUAGUCUUCGCCUUUGGUGUGUACCAGGCCCUGUAUGAAGACAUGUCUCAGAACCCUGACACGCCAUUCACGUCUACCUCCUCCGCCGAGAUCGGACUCAUUGGGACGCUGGCCCUCUCGCUGAUGACACUGGGCGGACCGUUCGCCAUGACGUGGGCGAAGCUCUUCUCUCCCCAGAUCGUCAUCGGCGCGGGAGGGGUGGUGUUUGGGAUCGCGUUCGUCCUCGCCAGCUUCAGCCAGCAACCGUGGCAAUUUGCCUUGACGCAGGGCUUGCUGGCCGGGGUCGGGACAUGUAUGUCGUACGUGCCCACGACGGCCGUGGUGCCGACUUGGUUCGACAAACGCCGCGCUUUCGCGAUGGGCGUCACGAUAAGUGGUACCGGCGUGGGCGGCAUGUUCUGGCCUCCCGUCUUACGAGCGCUCAUCACCCACGUCGGGUUCAGGAAUGCGAUGCGCAUCUCAGGGUGUACUUGCGCUGUGCUCGUCGUGGCCGCCGGGUGUGCCUUGCCCUUUGAACCGGGGUUUCGAGGACGUAUGCAGCUGACAGUACCUACACCUACACCUACAGCUGGGUUCACCACGACUGCAGCGACGACAACAACAACGAACAGGUCGACUCGUUCGAGCAGCGCAAGGACGAUUCUACGUCGCAUGACGACCCUGCCCAAACUAGAUUCCGGCGUCGCCACGUCUCGAAAAUUCGUCGCCCAGGCACUCGCCAAUUUCGUCCAAGCGGCCGGAUACUCGACCCCUUUGUUUUUUUACGCCGCCUACGCCCAGAGUAGGGGGUUCGGGGCCGACGCGGCGGCCAACUUCAUCACCCUCAGCAACGCUUCGAAUUUUGUUUCGCGUAUAAUGAUUGGCUACGCCGCGGACAGAUUGGGUCGACUGAAUGCACUUUUUGUGACGACGGUCUUGACCGCGAUCACGGUACUUGGGUUUUGGCUCCCGAGUACGUUUUGUGACGUGAAUCACGACGCCCACGGCGACAACGGCAACACAUGCGACACCGACGAAGCCAAUGUUUUGUUUUUCAUCUUCACCGUCCUUUACGGUUCAUUCGCCAGCGCCUACAUCUCCCUGUUCCCCGCGUGUCUGUUGGAGCUGUUUGGCCACCGACACUUUACGGCCGUCAGCGGCAGCUUGUACCUGGUCCGGGGAGCCGGUGCUUUGGUGGGCACCCCCCUGACGGGACUGCUCAUCCCUCGGGCCACGGCGCUCACCCAGGCCACGACCUACACCCGCGCCGCCGUCACGGUGGGGGCCCUGAUGUCUGCGGCCGCCGUCUUCACGGCGUGGGCCAGGGUCGAAGCUCAAUUUGGCACGGAUAUGAAUGCGGGUGCACAGAGUACGAGGGCACAAGAUACGAGUACAAGGACGAACAAAUGGAAACGGAAGUGGAAAGCCUAAGCAAGUCCCCGCCUCAAUUAUAUAGCAGUCGUCAAGACCUACUCUACCUCCCACGCGUCCAUGUCGAUACCUCCUCCAAGGUCAUGGAUUUUGCCUUCGGGCUUCAAUCAGCUGGGCAUAACUACUGCACACAACAACACAUUUCUUCAUGAACGAUUUGUAGUUU